Ooceraea biroi (clonal raider ant) is the source of this 7851-nucleotide messenger RNA. RefSeq names its product Histone methyltransferase 4-20 (gene Hmt4-20). Lineage: Eukaryota; Metazoa; Arthropoda; Insecta; Hymenoptera; Formicidae. Gene Ontology annotation, molecular function: histone H4K20 methyltransferase activity; protein binding. Gene Ontology annotation, cellular component: nucleus. The record is from RefSeq and is a predicted model, not a curated record.
GCAGGCUCGAGUAUGUACAUGAUCUCACGAGCGUCGCGACGCAAAAAUCACUAAGCGGACUGAGGCAGUAGCGCAGUGCCCGUUUCUGGCAAGGCACUUAUGCCCGAGGCACGACGUGCGCGACGACAUUGUGCUACAUCCCAAAACAUGAAUCUACUUCGCGACCGCGAUUGAUGUCCGCUCCGUUGUCGCUACGCCGUCGUUCCUCUCUUCCUCUUUGGUCUCGCACGAGGAAGCAGAAGCGAGACCGAGAGCGCGUCGCCGGGGACGCGGGCCGACGGCUCCGUCGCCGUCGUCGUGGUCGUGGUCGUCGUUCGUUGUCGGACCGCAAGAAGUUAACUCGUACGGGAGCACAAGUGCAUGGACAUUGAGUACGCACGCACGCAGAGGGAAAGUGUGCGUUGUGAAUCGCAUCGUAUCGUAUCGCAACACAUUGCAACGCAACGCAUCGCAUCGCAUUCGUACUUGGUCGAUCCCGUUCAUAGAUCUCGUACCUGCCAUGAUAGCUACCAUGAACGCGUCUCCGCCGCGACACGAGAGACACAUCGUAUCGCCGCUCUAGCAUUAAGGAGCCUGACUCGAUCGCAAGAUGCGAGAGAUCCGUUUUCGGAAGAGCAUUCUCGCGUGAAAAUUAGCGUCGCAGAAUGGUGGUGGAUUGCUUGUCGAUUCAGGCCUCAGCAACUGCAGUAAGAAAGCAGGAGCGAAGAUUAGCUGGUAACACAGUGGGUGCAAAGAUGCAACCAAACAGUGGUGGUGGAGGAUGUGGAAUGGCACCCAAAGAGCUUUCUGACAAUGACGACUUAGCUACGUCCCUCGUGUUAGAUCCCUACCUAGGAUUCACAACGCAUAAAAUGAAUAUUAGAUAUAGACCAUUGAAGGCAAAUAAGGACGAACUUCGAAAAAUUAUCUGUGAAUUUAUCCAGUCUCAAAAUUAUGAAAAGGCAUAUAAAAAAUUGAUGGGUGGAGAUUGGGGGGCACGGCUUCCACAUACAAAAUCCAAGCAAACACAGACCAAUCUGGAAAACCAUAUCAAGCGAUAUCUGCGAGUUUUUGACAAGGACUCUGGAUUCGCGAUAGAGGCGUGCUACAGAUACAGCUUAGAGGGACAGAAGGGUGCCAAAAUAUGUGCCACCCGAAGAUGGCUGAAAUACGAGAAAAUCUCCUGUCUCGUCGGUUGCAUAGCGGAACUUAGCGAAAAGGAGGAAGCUCUACUACUGCAUCCCGGUAAGAAUGACUUCUCUGUGAUGUUCAGUUGUCGGAAGAACUGUGCUCAAUUGUGGUUAGGGCCUGCUGCGUACAUAAACCAUGACUGUAGAGCAAAUUGCAAGUUUGUGGCGACGGGCAGAGACACGGCGUGUGUCAAGGUGUUACGCGACAUCGAGGUGGGUGAAGAGAUCACGUGUUUCUACGGGGAAGACUUCUUUGGCGACGGGAACUGCUACUGCGAGUGUGAGACCUGUGAGAGGCGGGGAACUGGUGCUUUCGCGAAUCAGAAACCGGGCGAGGAACUAUCAUCCGGAUAUCGUUUGAGGGAAACGGAUAAUCGAAUCAACAGAACUAAACAUCGGCAGCAGCCAUUGAAUCGGAAUAAACAACAAGCCGACACGGCUCUAACCGAGCGAAACGCAGUUCUGGUUGGUAACGCGGCAGUCGCGCCGCAGUCCCUUAGUAUAAAGGAGCUGCGACGCAAGGGACUCACCAAGUACGACGCUGAACUGCUGAUCGCACAAGGCUGUCGUUUCUCCGACAUCAAUCAGCAACAACCGACGAUCAACAACGGUGAGAACGUGCUGCAAAUACGACCGCAUCCCUCCGCGAUCACCACCUCCGUUACAAGAAGUCUGCGAAAUAAACAGAUGUGCAAAUUUGAUGGUAACACCGGUGAAGGAGUCACCAAGAAUACUCAGUCGCUCAGAGCAUCUAGACUUCACAAGAGAACGGAGUCGAAGAAAGGGAAGAUUGGUGUGAAAUCCACGUCUCCCUGUCUCAGCAAUCCCGUGGUGAAAGAUACAGAAGUGAUGGACAUAGGACAUCGAAAGGAGGACUCUGACAGAGUAAUGAUGCACGAGGAGAGUCUCUACUCACGAUUGCAGAAACAUUCGUUGAGUGCGUCGGAAGCGUUGGAUCACGCGUUUUGCAUGGAAGAGCAGCGUGUCGUCACGGAAGAAUCAUCAAUCGGAACCGGCUGUUCGUUGCGUCUGACCGAGGUUGAGUGUAUCGGCGAAUCAAGCGGCGACUCGAUGGAGGAGGAGCGGGCAAUACCGGAUCUCACCGUGGAAGUUGAUUCCAAGACAGUAGAUAGCGUUAAUUCUUCCAGUUACAAAAGGGGACAUUAUAGUACAAACGCCUGUGAUUCAAUCCAAUUAAGUUCCACGUCUCAAGCCCAUGUGCAGCAACGCUUAAAUACCGCGGAAUUGGUUCUCGAGGACGCAACUAGUCACUCGAGGGAUCAUCAUCAUACCUCGCCGCCCGUGCGAGAUAAAGAGGCCGGGAAUGAGCCCUGUGAUGCGAACGAACGCGCGAAUUGCGCUAAUAAACGUUCCAAGACUCGCAACAAGCGACUCUCCUCGACGGACGAGCAGGACGAUCGCAAGGUGCCGAACGAGGAUGUGUUUUACGAGGAAGACGAUUCGCCAGAAUCACCAGAAGAGAAGAAGACUUCGCGGCAGACUGACUUCUGGAAGAGUGACGUUUUCCACGAGGCGAACACUCGACUGGAGGACGAAUGCUGCGAUGUAAAUUCCGCAAAAGUGCACAAGUACGCUGUGGAGGAUAAAGAGGUGGAGAGUGAAGCUUGCGAGAGUCGAAUCGUCGCCGAGAUGGCGGUGAAUCGCUCGGAUAGUGUCAAGUUUUGUGGACUGCAUACCGAAGAUGCUGUAGAGGCGAAGACUAGUACCGGAAAUUUAUUAAAGUGUCAUAGUAGUACAGUUUCGGGCCAAAAAGUGGGAAUUGUGACGGAAAGCGACGCGUACGUCGCAAACGUACGAGAGACUGACGUCAAGUCCGCUGCGACGAUAUUAUGUGCAACGGAGGUGGACUGCAGAGUAAAUAUUGCAGGAGAGAGUAACACGGCGGAUUUUAGUGACGUGCAGAACUAUAACGACUUAACAGGCCAUAGGAAUUUCGAAGAAACUCGUGAUAUUGCAUCGAUAAAGAGAUCUAGGCGGAAAGAUCACGCGCUAGGUACAUCCUCGAGAUCGUCUCGCAAGUCACAGAAGAAAUCCAAGUCCAAGUCCAAGCAUGGGGGCUUAACGGAGGGUGUUCAAGACGACAUGGAUGGCGCGAAGAAUCAGGGCAAAGUGGGGAAGAGUAAGAAUAAAUCAUCGAGAAGCCAGAGGAGGGACCGGCAGAGAUCGGCGACGGCCGAGAUCGGGGAGGCUGACGACGAUUCGGGUAUCCAGGGUGACAUUUACGAGUUCAGCGAGAAGGAAAGUAACCUGGAAGACAUCGGCAUACUGUCCAUAAUUAGACGCGGCAAGCACGAAUCUCGUCACGCAUCCUCCUUGAUUGUUGCGUCACCUGUGCAAGAAAUGCAAUGCAAUGACGAUUACAAUAAAGCCGAGCCACCAGUGCUGGUUCCGGAAGAGCCAUGGCCUCCGAGCGAUUCAGCGACUCGGAGAGAGCAUGGCACAGAUUCCAGCAAUGGUGUUCAAUCGGAAGAGAAUUGCGAUGUCGAAGAGAGCUUGGAGAGAUUAACAGCCUACGACAACCAUGGCAGCUCGCGGAAGACAACCUCGACUCCAUCCGAGUGCCAUUGGCAGACGAGCAGUUCGAGCGAUUGCCGAGUUUGUCCCGUGACACCGGAGAGAAUCGGCGGUCGACUCAAGCUGACGCUGCGAAUGAAGCGGUCACCAGUGUCGGACGACAUCGUUGAGUCUGGCACCAGCGGCCUGAGCGAGGAUAGCUACGAGUACGAGGUGCUGCGCGUCGAAGGCGUGGAGAGACGCAAACGCCGAAAGAAGCAUAAGAGCAGGGAUCGCGAGAGACGGCACAAAAGAUCGCGCGAGUUGGAUCUCGACCCGCCGCCGCCGAAGAGAUUACGUCUGAUUUUCGGCAACGAGACACACACCAUAGAGUACCAUAGAGAUCUGUCGUCACAAUACGAUCACUCUUAACAGCUAUAAGCUCCUCCCUCCUUUCUCGCCCAUUCGACCCUCCGUCAUGACGCGCGUGUAAUAUCAAUUUCAUUAUGAAAGACUAUCUUUCUAGGUAUAAUUAAAAGAAAAAAGGAUCAUUCAAGAAAUUAGGCCUCCUCGUCCUGUGACGCGUGAUAGCGGGUUCAUAUCGAACUUGGAACUUUUCACGAUUAAAUUUGGUUUAGAAGUAGAACUAGCAUUGCUGCAUUUCACUUCCCCCCCCCCUCUCUCUCUCUCUCUAUCGUAAUUCCUGUUAUUUAAAUCUUCUAAAGAUAUAUACAUAUAUGUCUCAUUCUUGUAACAACGAAUCUCUAAGGGCCUACCGAGACCUUGAGCGAGAAAAUGCAUAGGUGGAAAAACUUUUAUGUCGCACGUACACACUUUGCCCAUGUAGAGUUAAAUAUCGCGUACGAAUUAAAGUAUAGUAUGCGAAUACUUUAUCUGAACUUCAUGUCAGUUUCAUAGGAAUUAAUGUCGAUCAUGAUCACAUUCUAACGUACAGAAAAAAUAAUCCUACCUAAUGAUCCAGCCAAUUGAAUUCUUUUCCAAAAUUUACCAUCUUCUUUCUCUUUCUUCUCGCAUUCUUUUUCUUUGUCCUGCUAUUUCCUGACAAACUAUGCAACAAAUCCGUACGCAACAAACUAUGUCGAUCUCAUACUUUGCGAGACAAAUAUAGGUGAAUCAAGUCUUUCAAGUAAAAUCUCUCGCACUCUCAAAUCGUUCCCAAAGUUCGUUUAUUACUUGCUGUUUUCCGUCUGUACAAUACUCCGUAACGGAGAAGGACGAAGGAGGAGGAUCCCUAUACUUAUACUAUGUAUAAUAAUAAUUUACCUAACUGAUUAAUCUAGUUAAAUAUUAGUUAGCACUAUAUUAUAAUCGCUAUUCUCGAACGAAGGGUCAAAAUAUCAUGGAAAACCUUGUAAAUAUUGCUUAUACAUAUAAAAUGAUAUACAUAUACAUAUAUAUACACAUAUAUAUAUAUGUAUAUAUAUAAAAGAAGUUUAUUAUAUAUCAUACUCUGUAUUUCGAUGUAUUACAAUGUCUUUCGACGCGUUGCAGACAAGCGCCGUGUUGCAUAUACCAUUGUAUACGGAAUACACCGUUCACGAUUCAUUGUAGUAACGAAAUAUUAUAAGAGAGAGAAUGUCAUCCGGCAAUGUUUAUCGUUCAUCAUGUUAUACACGUCAUCAUUAGGAUCGGUAUUACCCAAAUUGCAGACCAAAUCCCUCGGAGACGACAUGCCCUUUUUACACGACACGUACGAUGAUUCCGCAUUGAUGCUUUUUGUUUCUCAAGAAAAGUACAAGAGAUGCGAAAAUGAAACUACAAAAAAGCGGUAUUCAAAAUUCAUUUUCGAUAUUGCAUUGCAACGCACGAAGGACGCAGAAUUAGUCUGCAGUUUUAUUCUAUAUUAGAUAAACUGAUACUUUUAACUCAAUACGGAAAACAAAAAAUGACAGAUUGUGCGUGUGAAUUUCGCUUUUAUUAAAUUGGACAACAAUAUCAUUUUCUUUUUUUUUAACUUUGGCGAAAAAAGCAAUCCUUCUGAAAACUAAUUUAAUGCAGAUCGAUUUCAAAAUGAAUUCAGUAAAAUUGUUAUGAAACGAUAUUUUUUUUCCAAUCUGAUAUUUAAUUUCCCGCAUGUUGUUGGCAUGUCGCUAUAGUGAGAAACGUCGAACAUUCUUAAAAUCUGAAAAUGUGAUAUCGCACAAGUUUGAAAGGAGCUUUUGAGAAUUAUGCGACGUAUGCGCCUUUAUUCACCGUAACGUUUAGACUUAGUUGAAAUUUUGACUUGACGAAUGGGCCAUUACUCACGUCCAAUGUUUUCUCCUUUUCUUUUUUAUUAUAAUACGAAUAGUAACAGGUAGUAAUUCCUUGUUACAUACUUGACGAGUUAAGGUGGCAAAUCGACAGAUGGAUACAACUGUCGAAGAUUGCAACAGAACAAUUUUAUAUUGCACUGUAUGUAAUGAUAAAAUGUGUAAUAUUGUAACUAAGAGUACAAUAAGGUAUACAGCUCACUGACUUUCUUUCUAUCGUUUUUCUUUUUCUAUGAAUGCAAAAUUCAGAAUGCAAUAUUAGGUAUGAUAAAAAUUUAGAGAGAAGAAGAUAUCUCCGUACGUUGACUAUUUAUUGUAAUUAUAACAGAUUAAUCGUACAAAAAUAGCGUGAGAGUAUUUAAUAUAAUUCUAAUUUUCAUCUAACAUUUCAUAUCACGUUUUUGCAACUUUGUUAAAUUUCUGUAUCCCCUUGCGGAUCAAGCCUUCGGGAAAAGAGACUGUACAUUUGUGUAAAAGGAGAUGUAAAUUUUAUUUCUUUUUCUCGCAUGCCAGAUAUAUCAGAAAAAUAAAUUGUAAAAAAAGAAUAAAUAAACUCAAAAAAUUAAAUUCGCCAAGUCGCGAAUGUUUUCAAUGGAAACAUGUACGGUCGGUUGCACCGAUAGCUUUAAUUAACAAUUAUCUAUUAGCUGUAGCGUGUCUUUCUUCAGAAUCAUAGUACUAAUAUGAAAUUAAAAAAAUAUAUAGCUGGAAAGCGUGAAACAGUAUUAACCAACAGCAAUUGAUAAUUAUCGAUCAUUAAUGCCAGAAGAGGUAUUGGUGCAAUCGGCUAAUUAACUAAUUAACGAGAGAGAGAGAGAGAGAUUGAUUAUAAUCAAUAAACAAGUUGAUUCAUCCGAUAACAAAAAGAAAAAAAAACAUACAUACAUUCUUUAACUGUUUGGUUCUCAAUGAAAAUUUCUCUCUUUGAAAUAAAUUAUUUUUUUAUGUAUACUAAGUUCCUUAUCACAAUUUCACAUUAAUACAUUAUCGCGUUGAAUGUGCCGCCUUGCUUUUGAUAUUCCGAAAACAAUUAAGCGGGAACGAAAGGGUUAAAGAUGCGUGAUAUGCGAGUACCAUUUAUAUAAAUACGUGUGAUUAUUAUUUAAUAAGCGUGCGAAGAGCGAUUCGAUUCGAUGACACGAGCGCUCGCCAGUGCAAAAUUUACGCAUUAACGAUCCUUUGUUACGUGAUCGUAGCGGCCUAUUUUAAGAUAUUCCCUACGAGAUGCGAACGAAGGGAGAGCCAUCAUUCGGUAUCCUUCCUCUUCACUCGCGAUCUGCGGCGUGCCAAUACCAGUAAACCGAGCCGCUGCACGAUCGGCACGAGACGCUUUUUCCGAAAAGAGGGAAGAGGAGAGUGACGAUGAAAACAGGGAGCGCGGUGUCUCGAAUGUGUAAGAUAGGAAUUUGUUUGGGGCGCGGAUAGACGCACGAUUUUCUGGGUCCGCCGCGCGAUAUUUUUCCCCUCUUUGUUAUCGGCAGAAUUUUUGUCUCACUGCCAUUAGGAGAGUGAUGUGUUACAUUUCGAUUAAUCGCGAGAGCGUACAUGAGAGGAGAUGUAAUAUCGUACUCUCCUCCCUUUGAGCGAGAUGCUGCGGACGAUCAUUGUUAUAGACUAAUUUCGUGUACGACGCGACGUCGCGACGAGGAGGACGAAAUAACCCGGUCUGUCCUCGAUAGAGAGCCGCCCGACGAAGAAGAUGAAGAAAAAAGAUAAAUUCUUCUCGGUCUUUUUUUUUCUCUUUUUUUUUUCCUCUCCAUAGAAGACUCGCGGCCGCGUGCGGCGUAAAUUGUAAUUACAUUUCUUUGUUGAGCGAAAGAUAUAUAGAAAUGUACAUUGUCAUUAUUAUUUUGUACGAAUUAAGGAAUCAUAAUAAAUGAGUCACAUAAACGUAA